CUACGCCAUUAUAUAUUCUUCCAAGAAUCGAUCGACAAUAAUUUGUCAAAUGGAAGUUGCUGACUGACUAUUUAUUUGCAGAUUUUGAUUCUCUCCCCAAAAUUCAUAUUCCCCAAAGAUCCUUCUUUUCUUCUCCGUGACUCCGGUUUUUAUCGUGAUACCGAAAAUCUGCUUUUCGAUAGAUCUGGGAGCCCUAUUUCAGCGAUUUGGUUACGCCAUGCGCUACAGAUAAUAUCCAGAACCAAUUUCGUGAACCUAAUUGGGAAUUUCUCUCGCCUAUGACUGCUGGUGUGGAGAGCCAUGCGAAUUUCCCAGCACAAGCUGCUGCUGCUGCAACAAUGGCGAAAGGGCAGCAGGUCCGGCCCGGGUGCUGCAACCCGGUCGGAAAUACGGGGCCUGUAUCAUUGGAUCACGUGCUAUCCGCCUUGAGGGAGACGAAGGAAGAGCGCGACGCGCGAAUCCGGAGCCUGUUCAGUUCCUUCGACACCAAUAAUUUAGGGUACUUGGAUUACGGACUCAUCGAGAAGGGGCUGUCGGCGAUGCAAAUUCCGGCGGAUUACAAGUUCGCGAAGGAGCUGUUGGAAGUGUGCGACGCGAACCAGGAUGGGCGGGUGGAUUAUCAGGAGUUCAGAAAGUAUAUGGAUGAUAAGGAGCUGGAAUUGUACAGGAUUUUUCAGGCCAUUGACGUUGAGCACAGUGGUUGCAUUUUGCCUGAGGAGCUCUGGGAUGCUCUUGUCAAGGCUGGUAUAGAAAUUUGUGAUGAUGAACUCGCUAGUUUUGUCGAACAUGUUGACAAAGAUAACAACGGAAUUAUAACUUUUGAGGAGUGGAGAGAUUUCCUGCUGCUGUAUCCACACGAAGCCACUUUAGAGAACAUAUAUAGGUACUGGGAAAGAGUAUAUCUUGUAGAUAUCGGCGAACAAGCUGUGAUUCCCGAAGGCAUCAGCAAGCAUGUCCACGCAACAAAGUACUUAAUCGCAGGCGGUGUUGCCGGGGCUGCUUCUCGUACUGCAACUGCGCCUCUCGAUCGCCUAAAGGUAAUUUUACAAGUCCAGACCACGAACACUUCCAUUGCUUCUGCUGUCAGAAACAUACGGACGGAAGGUGGACUUUUAGGAUUUUUCCGAGGCAAUGGAUUAAACGUGCUCAAGGUUGCACCCGAAAGCGCCAUCAAAUUUUACACUUACGAAAUGCUGAAAAAUGUCAUCGAAGAUGGUAACGGCAAUGUUGGAACUGGUGGUCGUUUAGUUUCCGGUGGAUUGGCCGGAGCCGUGGCGCAAACUGCUAUAUAUCCAAUGGAUCUCGUCAAGACUCGCCUGCAAACUACUGCUUGUGAAGGAGGGAACGUUCCGAACCUCGGUAAAUUGUCGAAGGACAUCUGGGUUCACGAAGGGCCCCGAGCUUUCUACCGUGGGCUAAUCCCGUCGCUUCUUGGUAUCAUACCUUACGCAGGCAUCGACUUGGCCGUCUACGAGACCUUAAAAGACAUGUCGCGGAAAUAUAUUCUUCCCGACAACGAUGAGCCGGGUCCAUUAGUGCAGCUGAGCUGUGGCACCAUCUCGGGAGCACUCGGAGCGACGUGUGUUUACCCGCUGCAGGUUGUAAGAACAAGAAUGCAAGCUCAAUACAGCAAGGCGUCGAGCGGAGCAGCUUACUCGAACAUGUCGGAUGUGUUCCAGAAAACUUACCGGCGCGAAGGCUGCCGGGGAUUCUACAAAGGGCUUCUCCCGAAUCUGCUUAAGGUGGUGCCGGCGGCGAGCAUUACUUACCUCGUCUAUGAAACCAUGAAGAAAAGCCUCCAUCUUGACUAAGCUGCUGUUGGAUGGAUGGUGAAUAAAAUUAACCAUUUUUUUGCUAACUAAUGAUGGGAUGGAUGAAUAUGAAUAUGAUGAUAUGUUUUUGUUUGGCUAAUUGAUGUUUGCAUUUUUUUGGCUACAAUUCCAAAAUAGUCUAUGGGUAUAUUAGUUGAUAAUUGCAAUUCGAUCUCUCAAUAUUUUGUGUAAUUGUAAAAAAAUUUCAGUAAAAUAUUUUGUACAUUUAUUAUAAAAUAAAAGAACCAUUAUGCAAUUUGCCUAAAA
Molecule: messenger RNA, 2078 nt
Organism: Andrographis paniculata
Lineage: Eukaryota; Viridiplantae; Streptophyta; Magnoliopsida; Lamiales; Acanthaceae
Product: calcium-dependent mitochondrial ATP-magnesium/phosphate carrier protein 2-like
Exons: 4
Coding region: 279-1811 (510 amino acids)
Biological process (GO): transmembrane transport
Molecular function (GO): calcium ion binding; ATP transmembrane transporter activity
Source: RefSeq, a predicted model, not a curated record